Molecule: messenger RNA, 2824 nt
Organism: Corythoichthys intestinalis (scribbled pipefish)
Lineage: Eukaryota; Metazoa; Chordata; Actinopteri; Syngnathiformes; Syngnathidae
Exons: 7
Coding region: 185-805 (206 amino acids)
Source: RefSeq, a predicted model, not a curated record
CUUAUAUGCAACUUAAAAGAGCGGUUCCAGUAUUUAUGGUCGAUGUAGCCACAUAAGUACUUCCGGUCAUCAUGGUGGUGUUUUGACACGGGAAGUUUCAGCAUUGUCUUGAUUGACAGCUGUUAUACAGACACGAGGCAGGCGAACAAAGUGUUGUAUUGGCUUUAGGAAGCCGCAGUGGAUCAUGUCGUCCAGGCCCCACCGAGGCAAAUAUGUCAGUUGGAACGUGGACCAGUCACUUCCUGCAGUCGCCAGACCAGGCCCUUGUCCAAACAAAGAAGUUCCGCCCCUGGUCCGCGUGUCAGCACUCCAUGGAGAAAUAUCUGACGAGGAAGAUUUUGAAACUCAGUCUCCAGACCGUUGUGGUCAUCGCAGCAGCAGCCCGGUCAUAUCCAGAUCCGAAAGUCCUGGCCUGAGAUUGGAGGGCUGGUUGCGCCAUCCUGUUGGGGGAAAGUUGCGAUGGGCUGGAAAGAAGCACAGGGGCCGAGGCACUGGAACGUCUAUUGCUUAUUGGGAACUGGAAAAGGAAAAUGCUCACAUGCUGAUGGUGGACUUGGUGCUGGAGAUGCUGGAAGUCAUCCAGUGGACGGAAACAGAGAGGAUGUCCUUUCAGCCUGUACGUCAACAGCUAAAUGAGACAGAGGACCAUCAGUUGGACCAGCAGACAGAAAUCGACUCGGAGCUCACUCGACUGGAAGCUCGUCCAUGUGGUGUUCCCUCAUGUUCCUUUUCUCCUCUCUGCGAUGCUGAGCGUCUCGCCCGACAGCUGCUCCUGGACUUCGAGAGGCGCUGCUUUCCCUCCUGAAUAGUUUGCACUGCCAACGUGACUGGGCUGAGGUCAGGUUCUCAACGGGUUGGACUCAAUUAACUGCCUGACUCCAACCCACAUUCCCCAUGAUACCAUCCUCUGAACUGGGCGCGGUUUGCCCUGCAACCCCGAGUUUCUCCACCAGGUAACAGCAAAACCCAACAUUUAGCUCUGAAAGAUUCUGUUCAAGCUUUCCCACCCAUGUUACUAAAUGUAAAUGAGUGCAAUGCUCAGCAUGAGAAAAAACAAAAACAAGCACAUUUCUCAACGUAUAAAAUCCAUACGUGCCUCUUCCUGUGACCUUAGAACAACACACACGUUCCUUGUUUUCUUGUUCUAGCUUCAGAAGUAUUCGAGCACAGUAUUUAUACUGAAUGUUCCCAUUUCAUGGUCUUAAAUGAAAAAAAAUCACAUUUAAUGUAGGGCACAUUUACACCAUAUUUGAUGUUCUUUGCAUAUCUAAGGCAACAUGAAUUGUAUUAAAUGGCUUGUGCAAUGUGUGCAUGUUUAACAUACUGAAAUAUAACAUUGAUACAAAAUGUAAGGUUUUUACAGUUUUUUUCUCUGCACCAAAUAUCCAAUUUUAUGGUCUGUGCCCUUUAACCCUUUAACAGUCAACAUGUCGGAGGCGACAAAAUUACACAUAUCAUCUUUGAAGCCUCGCCCCACUGUAAUUAUGUCACCCAUAUACCGCUGGUGGGCUUAUUUGAAAUUGCUGAGGUCCACGCCCGUUUUUAAUUGAAGUCAAUCGACCAAGUAAAACCAGAGAUAAUGUUUUUUAGUUUUAUAGUUUUAUUGCCCUCAUAAAUAAGGAUUGAAACGCUGCAUGGACCAUGUGUUUAUGACCAUAUUUCACUCAUUCCCUGUCCUUUUUCAAAACCGAAAGCACCACAAACGACUACAUAUCCCAGGAGCCAUUCUGAGGUCACGACAGACGGAUGUAAUGAGAACAUUUUUAAUAAACUGCCGAGCGAGGCGCCACCUAAGAGAGGGAGACGAGGUAGCGAGCGACGGCCGGUUGGAUUGAGCGAGCAACUUUGAAACGUGCAGAAUGAAUCGAAAACUAAAUUUAGCACAAGCUAAUCCAGUAUUUCAUCAACACAAGGAAGAGGAUGAGCCAAAUUUAUUGUUGCUUUCUUCGGAUGAGUCGGUGAGUUGGGAAGAGUGACAGCGCAAACGGCGCAAGACUGGGCUGUGUGACGGAGUUGAUUGUCAAUAUUUUUGAAACGUUUUUUAUAAAUGUUAUAUUUCACUUUUUUUCCAUAAAUGUUAUAUUUCACUUUUUUUUCACUAUCUUUUCAAUUUGCAUGUAAAUGUGUGUGUUCGAGAAGUUUGAUUGCAUACUAUAUAUACUUUUGAUAAGGUGAUGGGUACAAUACCUAACCUCACAGAGAUAUCCUCCAAACCCUUUUUGUGUUAGAUGACAUAUAUGGCGGAAAACACUCAGGUAAAUUGAAGUACCGCUCUGAGACCCCCAAUUUGGCCAAAUUUCAAAAUUGUCCGAUUUGCAUGUGUGAUACAUCAAUGGAAUGGCUAUAAUCUCAAUUUUCUGGGGGAAGAAAAAUUUUGAACAGGAGGGCUUUUUUUUUUUAAAUCGUUAUAAAAACAGCCAAACCCUAUCUGGAGGUGAGAACACGCAAGAGCCGAAUUACAGACGCCAUGACUUAAACGAGAUAUUAUCGCGUACUUACCUUGUUUUGAUCCAAAAACUCCAUGUAACAUGUAUCACUGAGUGUCAAGACACAGCUGUGAAUGGCUAUAGCUGGAUUUUAUGGGGAUUUUAUUGGUAAAACAUGGUAAUAUAACAAGGGUUGCGAUGCAGAAAUCGCAGACAUCAAGGAGUGGUCGAGAUUUUCUUUUUCAUAUAUUUACCCUCUUGAACUUUUUUUUUUUUUUCAAUUUUUCUUUUUUUUUUUUUUUUUGACCGAUUAUUCAUCAUCUAAAUUAUCGGAGAAAAUGCGACGGUAACAAAAAAAAUACAAUUAAGCGAUAGUUAUGAGGUACAUAUCCGUGACU